Messenger RNA from Tuber melanosporum (Perigord truffle), 1673 nucleotides. RefSeq lists its product as uncharacterized. Gene Ontology annotation, biological process: nucleotide-excision repair, DNA gap filling; DNA synthesis involved in UV-damage excision repair; DNA strand elongation involved in DNA replication. The record is from RefSeq and is a predicted model, not a curated record. Gene Ontology annotation, cellular component: delta DNA polymerase complex; nucleus. The transcript has 7 exons. Gene Ontology annotation, molecular function: DNA-directed DNA polymerase activity. Bases 149 to 1390 code for a protein of 413 amino acids. NCBI's taxonomy places the organism in Eukaryota, Fungi, Ascomycota, Pezizomycetes, Pezizales, Tuberaceae.
CGACCCCCGAGACUAAAGAACUGACAAUGGGCAACUUCAAGAAAUACCUGGAAUCUUCCAUCUUUGAUGAACAUGAGAUUAAAAUUCGAAGGUCACUUACCGCAUCCUAGCGCGCAAACUCGAAAUACAUGUCAACGUCGCGAAGCAGAUGCUCUACGAGUUUCACAGGUGUCAUAAGAAGAAUAAUGAGAGUAUCUAUGCUACCUACAUCAUCACCGGCGAGCUGAAGGUCAUUGAAGAGGCCGGGGGUGAUGAGGACGAGGAUGAGGAUAUGAGCGGGAGCCCCUUUGAGAUUACGCCGCGGGAAAAUAAGGAGAAGUUUAGGUAUCAGAAGAUUGUCAGGUUGGUUGGUGAGGAGAGACUCGAAGAAGUUAAAGCCGAAAUUGAAAAUAUCAAGACCGUUCAUGUUUAUAGUCUUGGACCGAGUAGGAUUAGAGAUUUGUGUGUGUUGUCAGCUUGCUCUGAGAGGGUUCGCUCGGAAUUCGUUUACGAGGAUGAACAGGCUGCGGGGAGAGUCUACGGCAUGAUAGUUAAUCAUCUGGCGAUCAAAGCCCCAAGACCCAUCAGACCCCCAGUUAGACCGCACGCCAUGGCUAUCCCGACAGCGUCGAAGGCCAAUGAGAAGGCUGGAACGAAGGAAAAAGCUGAAGCCAAGUCGAACCCGGAUACGAAGACUAAGGCGAAACAUGAACCUGAGACCAAAAUAGAGAAGAAGCCUGCUCCUGCUCAGAUGAAGCGUUCUCAAUCGACAACUAAAGCUGCGCAGAAGAGACAGGGACCUUCUAAUCUGUUUACUUCAUGGAGUAAUGCUUCCAACAAGAAGGCAGAAUCCAAUCCUUCUUCAACCGCGCAUAGUCCUAAAACUGAGGAAGUCUCAGUCAGAAUGGAUCUUGAUAGUGAAGAAGAGAGUGAUUCUGAACUUACUCUUCUUAGAGAUGCUGCUGAAGAUGCCAGAAAGAGAAGAGAGAAAUACGAUGAACUUACUAAAAUGAUGGAGAUGAGUGAUGAUGAUGAAGAUAUCAAACCCAAGCCUAAAAGGAGAGUAAAGGAAGAAGUGAGUGAGGAAGAGGAAGAAGAAGCGGAAGAAAUUCAAGAAGUUGAAACGCCCCCAGAAAGCAAGCCUGUCGAACUCCCUACUGGCAGUGUUGUGAACGCUGUCACCGAAGGCGGGAGAAGACGCGGGAGGAGAAAGGUCAACAAAAAGAUCCAAGUUAAGGAUGAGGAUGGGUAUCUCGUCACAAAGUUUGAACCUGCGUGGGAAUCCUUUUCAGAAGAGGAGCCUGCGCCAAAGCCUAAGCCGAAGCCCAAGACUGCUCCAAAGAGUAAAAAGAAAAACGCAGGACCUGUGACUGGGCAAGGGAGUAUCAACUCUUACUUUUUCAAAAAGUAAUCCGCAUCACUCAAUACCGUGCGCUUAUUUGCCAAUCUUAUACCCAUUAUCACCGGCUCCUACUUUUCUCUUUUUGUUAUAUCCUGUGGAACUGCCAGGUGGAGGUGGACUUCGGUGGAAUUGGAAGUUUGCCUCUUGUUGCUGCAUUUGGUUUGAUUUUUGUACAUUUUCAAGUUUACAUUUUGCUAGACUUUCAAUGAUCGGGAUGGUCAGAGGGGAACGGGAGUUUGUUGUCGGGUUGUACCUUAGAGAUUCAUAUGGCUAAUUAGUGGCAAGAUCAUGU